Messenger RNA from Propithecus coquereli (Coquerel's sifaka), 1660 nucleotides. RefSeq names its product sialic acid binding Ig-like lectin 11 (gene SIGLEC11). Bases 23 to 1660 code for a protein of 545 amino acids. The record is from RefSeq and is a predicted model, not a curated record. The transcript has 8 exons. Gene Ontology annotation, molecular function: sialic acid binding. NCBI's taxonomy places the organism in Eukaryota, Metazoa, Chordata, Mammalia, Primates, Indriidae. Gene Ontology annotation, cellular component: plasma membrane. Gene Ontology annotation, biological process: cell adhesion.
GCCCGGCCCCUCGGAGCUGGAGAUGCUGCUUCUGUCCCUGCUGCUGCCCGCGCUGGGGGCGGGCUCCGUGCAGAAGGAUCCAGGUUCCGACCUUCACGUGCCCAAGUCCGUUUCGGUGCAGAGAGGCCUGUGCGUGCUCGUGCCCUGCACCUUCUCCUGCCCCCGCGGUGGCUGCGACGACUCUAGCCCAGCUUACGGCUCCUGGUUCAAAGGAAGGCCCGGCUCAAAGGCCGCUGCUCUAGUGGCCACAAACAACCCCAGCCGAGAGGUGCCAAUGCGGGCACAGGGCCGCUUCCAGCUCCGUGGGGACCCCCAGAGCCAGAGCUGCGCGCUGGUGGUCAGGGACGCCCGGUCGGCGGACGCGGGAAGAUACUUCUUUCGGGUGGAGAGAGGAAGCGGCGUGAAUUACACGUUCGGGAACCGGAAGGCGUUCUCUCUGGAAGUGACAGCCCUGACUCAGGAGCCGGAUGUCUACGUCCCGGAGACCCUGGAGCCCGGGCGGCCGGCGACAGUCAUCUGUGUGUUUGACGGGAACUUCGAGGAAUGUCCGGCCCCCUCUUUCUCCUGGGCGGGGGCCGCCCUCUCCUCCCGAGGAACCGGGCCCACCACCUCCCACUUCUCCGUGCUGAGCCUCACGCCGAGACCUCAGGACCACGACACCAACCUCACCUGCCGAGUGACCUUCGCCGGAAGCGGCGUGAGCGCACGGAGGACCGUCCGGCUCGGCGUGGCCCACGCCCCCAGAGACCUGGCUGUCAGCAUUUCCUGGGACAACGGGCCAGCCCUGCAGCCCCAGGACACCGUCCCACGUGUGCAAGCCCAGAAAGGCCAGUCCCUGCGGCUCCUCUGUGCUGCUGACAGCCAGCCCCCUGCCACGCUGAGCUGGGCCCUGGGGGACAGAGUCUUGUCUUGGUCCUCCCCCUGGGGCCCCAGAGCCCUGGCGCUGGAGCUGCCCGGGGUGAGGGCUGGGGACUCAGGGCACUACACCUGCCAAGCGGAGAACAGGCUUGGCUCCCAGCACCGCAGCCUAGAGCUCUCUGUGCAGUAUCCUCCAGAGAACCUGACAGUGCUGGUUUCCCAAGCAAACAGGACAGUCCUGGAAACCCUCAGGAAUGACACGUCCCUCCUGGUCCUGGAGGGCCAAAGCCUGCGCCUGGUCUGCGUCACCCUCAGCAACCCCCCAGCCACGCUGAGCUGGGCCCGGGGGAGCCAGACCCUGAGCCCGUCCCAGCCCUCAGACCCUGGGGUCCUGGAGCUGCCUCGGGUCCAAAUGGAGCACGAAGGGGAAUUCACCUGCCACGCCCAGCACCCCCUGGGCUCCCGGCAUCUCUCUCUGAGCCUCUCUGUGCAUGGUGAACCCCUGGAGCUGCUGGGCCCCUCCUGCUCCUGGGAGGCCGAGGGGCUGCGCUGCAGCUGCUGCUCCCGAGCCCAGCCGGCCCCCUCCCUGCGCUGCCGGCUUGGGGUGGGGCUGUGGGAGGGGAAUGGCAGCCGGGGCCCCUUCACGGCCACCCCCAGCUCAGCCGGGCCCUGGGCCAACAGCUCCCUGAGCCUCCGAGGGGGGAUCAGCUCUGGCCUCAGGCUCAGCUGUGAGGCCCAGAAUGCCCACCGGACCGGGAGCGGCAGCGUCUUGCUGCUCCCAGGUCAGGGCCCCGUGGGCUGA